Messenger RNA from Anopheles nili, 1065 nucleotides. Its product is annotated as G-protein coupled receptor dmsr-1. Gene Ontology annotation, cellular component: membrane. Bases 130 to 1065 code for a protein of 311 amino acids. The record is from RefSeq and is a predicted model, not a curated record. The transcript is spliced from 6 exons. Gene Ontology annotation, biological process: G protein-coupled receptor signaling pathway. NCBI's taxonomy places the organism in Eukaryota, Metazoa, Arthropoda, Insecta, Diptera, Culicidae. Gene Ontology annotation, molecular function: G protein-coupled peptide receptor activity.
UACUGUAAGGGCGCUGUGCGAGAAAUUUUGCUCGAGUACAAACUGCUGCACGGCUACAUUUCACUUGUGAUAUGUUUCUUUGGUACGAUAGCUAACAUACUCAACAUUAUAGUCCUGACAAGAAAGGACAUGACCAAAGUGCCCAUCAAUCGAAUUCUAAAAUGGCUCUCAGUAACGGAUAUGUUUGUAAUGAUCGAGUAUAUACCGUUUGCAUUUUACGUGUACCUCAUACUUCCAGAUCGUCAAGACUAUCCGUACUCGUGGGCCGUUUACUUGAUGUUUCACAUGCAUUUUACACAAAUCUUACACACCAUUUCGAUACUGCUAACGGUCACACUAGCUAUAUGGAGAUACAUAGCAAUUAAGCAUCCGCAUGGUUCGCUGGCCAUUUACGCUCAAUCGAACUACGGCCAGGCUAUCGCGCUGUGCUACAUCCUGGCGCCAAUUUUGUGCUUUCCAACGUACUUUGUCUGCACGAUACGGCAGACGUUCGUCUUCGAGGGCGACACUCAGGUGGUGCUGUUCCACGUCGACAUGGAUGAGAGUACAAUUGUCUACCGGUACAACUUUUGGAUUCACUCGGUGAUUAUCAAGCUGCUUCCGUGCAUCAUCCUAACCGUCAUCAGCUGCGUGCUGAUCCAGGUCCUGUGGAAAGCAAGCAAGAGGCGUCUCAAGUUGAAACAGGGUGGAAAUUACACGAAAACGAGCGUGCAAUUAUCCCCUGCCAACCCGAAAUCACACAGCCACCCGAAAACGGAUCGACGAGCGGACAGGACAACCACCCUUCUGGUAGCGGUGUUACUGCUGUUUCUCUUCACCGAAUUUCCCCAGGGCAUUCUCGGGCUGAUGAGUGGCAUGCUGGAAAAGUGCUUCUUCCGCCGUUGCUACGGGCUGUUCGGGGAAGUGAUGGACCUGCUGGCCUUAAUUAACGCUGCCAUCGGAUUCGUGCUGUACGGGCUGAUGUCGAAGCAGUUCCGGACGAGCUUCAAGUCGGUUUUUUUCAAAACUCCAACCCAUAGGGCCGAGAUUACUCGCAUGACCGGCGUCACGACAACCUGUGUCUGA